UAGGAGGGCGCAGGUGCGCACGCGCAGAGCGAGACGGCGUGUGCUACUAAAGUUAUUCUCAGGCCGAGGCGGGGGAUUUCUGCCCUCAAGCUAUCGAGCUGCCAAGGAAGGAGGAGCCGGCUAAGAACUUGCGAGCUUUUCUUGCGCCUGCGCUGUGGGUUACCCUCCGUUCUCUUCCCUCCCCCCCCACACCCUUUCCGCCGGUUCAUCUGCGAGGUGCGAAAAAUAAAAUAGAAACAAAGCUAUGAGAGACCGAACGCUGGAGCUGAGAGAGAAAGAUGAUGAGUCAGACAAUGAAGAUGUUGAAAGCGUGGCUCUUGUCCCACAGCGUGGAUUAGCAAAAUCCAAUAACUUCCCUGACCCUACUGAUGGAUUCUUCCAAAUGACACGUGAGAUCCGUGAAUCCUUGAAGGUCCUGGAACACAAAGUGAAGGACCUAGAGAAAAAUCAGACUACAGUCCUGGCUUCACCAAUCCCUGAUGACAAUGCGAAGCAAGGCCUACAAAAGCUACGUGAGGAAAUCAAGGAGAUGGCAAAAGAAACAAGAGCCCAGCUGAAGAAAAUUGAGCCCACCAAGGAAGAACAAGAUGAGAACAGAAAUUCGUUCAACAACCGAAUGAAGAGAAAUCAGCAUGGAAUCCUUUCACAACAAUUCUUGGAUCUCAUCAAUAAAUGCAACUCUAUACAGUCUGAUUACCGAGACAAAAAUCUGGAGCGCAUCAAACGACAUAUACAGAUUACUGGUGGCCCGAUGGUAUCUGAUGACAAGCUGGAUGAGAUGCUGGAGAGCGGUCAGACAGAAAUGUUUAUUUCAAAUCUCACGAAGGACACACAAGUGACAAAGCAGGCUCUCAAUGAGAUCGAAACCAGGCACAGUGAAAUCCUGAAAUUGGAACGCAGUAUCCAGGAGCUACAUGAUCUGUUUAUAUUCCUGGCUACAGAAGUGGAGCUGCAAGGAGACGCGAUUGACCGGAUAGAGAAGAACAUUCUAGACUCCGGGGAUUACGUCAAGAAAGGGCAACUGCACCUUCACCAAGCCCAGGAGAAUCAGAAAAAAGCUCUCAAGAAGAAGUUCAUGAUUGGUAUCUGCUUGACCAUCACAGCANUAAUUGUAUUAUCUAAUUCAGUAUGA
Molecule: messenger RNA, 1132 nt
Organism: Thamnophis sirtalis
Lineage: Eukaryota; Metazoa; Chordata; Lepidosauria; Squamata; Natricidae
Source: RefSeq, a predicted model, not a curated record